This is a messenger RNA of Aspergillus sclerotioniger CBS 115572, 1790 nucleotides long. RefSeq names its product NAD-dependent succinate-semialdehyde dehydrogenase. Lineage: Eukaryota; Fungi; Ascomycota; Eurotiomycetes; Eurotiales; Aspergillaceae. Bases 334 to 1650 code for a protein of 438 amino acids. The transcript has a single exon. The record is from RefSeq and is a predicted model, not a curated record. Gene Ontology annotation, molecular function: succinate-semialdehyde dehydrogenase (NAD+) activity.
CUUCCCUGUCAACCCCUCUAGGUAUUACUCCGAAGAUUCCGAUAACUCCACGAGGCUCUCCCUUACUGCUCAGCCGAUCUCACAGAUUGCUCUAUUCUCCUCUCACACGUCUUACAAGUCAAAUCACUCAUUGUUUCCAUCUAACCUGUCGCUCCUACGCGAAAUCCGCCAUGGCCAAAACACUGAGUGAUCUGAAGCGCAAAGACCUCCUCCAAAACAAGGGCUUCAUCGAAGGAAGAUGGUCCAAUGCAGCUAGCGGAGAGACCUUUCACGUCGUGAACCCCGCCUCACUGGAUGUCCUGGCCACACUGCCCGAGAUGGGUGCCGAGGAACAUGACGCAAGCCAUUGUGGCUGCCGACAAAGCCCUAGCAUCCUUUCGCACCACCACCGCACGACAACGAGCCCGCUGGCUGCGCAAAUGGAACGAUCUGGUCCUGGAAAAUAUCGACGACCUCGCUCUCAUUGUGAGCUUGGAGAACGGCAAGGCUCUGCCGGAGGCGCGCGGGGAGGUAAUGUAUGGCGCAUCCUUUCUGGAGUGGUUUGCUGCUGAAGCGGAACGGGCCCACGGCGAGGUCAUCCCGGCCGCAAACCCCAACCAGCGCAUUCUGACCGUCAAACAGCCCCUCGGGGUGGCCGCGCUGUUGACUCCGUGGAACUUUCCCAUUGCCAUGAUCACUCGCAAGGCCGGCGCGGCCCUGGCGGCGGGGUGCACGACGGUUUGGAAGCCGGCCGGAGAGACUCCCUUGAGCUGUCUCGCUCUGGCGGUCUUAGCCCAUGAGGCAGGACUCCCAGUAGGCUCCAUCAACGUGGUCCUGACGCUGAACAAGGUCGCCGAGGUAGGACAGGCUUUAUGCGAGAUCAGCGUUGUGCGAAAGCUGAGCUUCACCGGCAGUACACGGAUCGGGAAACUUCUCGCGCAGCAGUGUAUCCAGACCCUGAAGAAGCUUUCUCUCGAACUCGAGGGCAAUAGCCCGUUCAUCGUGUUUGAUGAUGCUAAAAUCGAUCAUGCGGUGGAAGCCCUGGUGAUGGCCAAAUUCCGCAACUCGGGGCAAACCUGCAUCACAGCCAACCGGGUCUAUGUCCAGAAGGGGAUCUACAACCAAUUCACCGAAGCGAUGCUGAAACGAAUGCAGACGCUGCAGGUCGGACCAGGAACCCAGGACGGCGUGACUAUUGGCCCAUUGACACACGAGCGUGCGAUUGACAAGGCAAUGCAGCAUAUCGAAGACGCCAAACGACACGGCGGCCAGGUUCUUAUGGGGGGCGCUCCCCUCCCCGAACUGACCGGGUAUUUCAUGCAGCCAACGCUCAUUCGAGAUAUGAAGCCUGAGAUGAUCACGACCCGGGAGGAAGUCUUUGCGCCCGUGCUGGGAUUGUACCCGUUUGAGACGGAGGAUGAAGUGAUUGGACUAGCCAACGCCAGCAAUGUCGGGCCGGGGGGCUUCCUCAUGUCCGAGAAUAUCUCGCGUUGUGUCCGGGUCGCUGAAGCACUGGAGGUUGGCAUGGUGGGGAUUAAUGUUGGCAUGUUGAUUGCCUGUGAGAGCCCUUUUGGAGGUGUCAAGGAGAGUGGCUACGGGCGAGAAGGUGGUAAGCAGGGGAUUGAGGAUUAUCUAACAGUCAAGUCUAUUCUCUUAGGUGUGAACCAUUAGAUAGCGAUAUCUAUAAGACCAGCUUGACUGUGGUUGACAUGCCUACGCCAGAUUUCAACAUUAGCUGAGCCUCGGAUAGAAAAAGCCAUAUUUCCUUCUAGGUAAGUGGUACGUAUCGAGCAGUAACCUCUGAAUCAAAC